GCUUCUACUAAUAGGAAAAGAGUGGAGAAUAUAGCAAAGAAGAAGCUUGACUCACUGAUAAAAGAAUCCAAAAUCCGUGACUGUGAAGAUCCAAACAAUUUCACAGUUACCACUCUACCAUCAUCAGGAAAGGCUGGUCUAAAAUCAGAGAGUAAGAAGAAUAAACUGGAGGAUGAUGUGGAAUCUGGGGAAGACUUCAGCACCAGUAAAAGGCACAGCAGGUCGUUGAUGGGCAGUUUUUCUAAACGCAAGAAAAAAGGAAGCAAAUUGAAAAAGGCAACAAGUCUGGAGGAGGGUGAAGAUGAUUCGGAUUCUCAAGGAAAUUUAGCCAGGAGCUCUGUACAUUACAGCAGGAUAAACCGACAGAAGAAAACAGUGAAGCUGUCCAGGGCACUCUCUGACCUGGUGAAAUACACAAAGUCUGUUGGCAUCCAGGAUGUUGAAACUGAAAUCUCUUCCAGCUGGCAGGUUUCAUCUUUCAGUGAAACAAAAGCCCACCAGAUCCUGCAGCAGAAGCCAGCGCAGUAUCUGCGCUUCAACCAGCACCAGCUCUCCCGCAUCUACCCGUCCUCCUACCGUGUGGACUCCAGCAACUACAACCCCCAGCCCUUCUGGAAUGCUGGCUGCCAACUGGUUGCACUAAACUACCAGUCAGAGGGGAGAAUGAUGCAACUGAACCGGGCCAAAUUUAGUGCCAAUGGGAAUUGUGGCUAUGUCCUCAAACCAAACUGCAUGUGUCAAGGUGUCUUUAAUCCAAACUCUGAAGACCCACUACCUGGUCAGUUGAAGAAACAGCUGGUUCUAAGGAUUAUCAGUGGUCAGCAACUCCCAAAACCACGUGAUUCCAUGUUGGGAGACAGAGGAGAGAUCAUAGAUCCUUUUGUUGAAGUAGAAGUUAUAGGCUUACCUGUUGACUGCUUCAAAGAACAAACUAGAGUAGUUGAUGAUAAUGGGUUUAACCCCCUGUGGGAGGAGACGCUGGUGUUCACCCUGCACAUGCCCGAGGUGGCGCUGGUGCGGUUCCUCGUGUGGGACCACGACCCCAUCGGCCGGGAUUUCAUCGGGCAGAGGACAAUAGCCUUCAGCAGUAUGAUGCCAGGUUACCGCCACGUGUACCUGGAGGGCAUAGAGGAGGCCUCCAUCUUCGUCCACGUGGCUAUCAACGACAUCUGCGGUAAGGCCAAACAAGCUCUGGGUCUAAAAGGCCUGUUUCUCAGAAAUCCAAAGCAGGCCUCUCUGGACAGUCAUGCUGCUGGUCAGCUCCAUCGCAAACAUUCCUUUAGCAGCCACAUCUUGAGACGGACAGCCAGUGCUCCCACCAAAAGCCAGAAGAAGAACAAGAAGGGCUUUCCUGAAAUUGCUUUUGAUACAAAAGACAACAGCUCUGAAGGGGCCGGUGAAGACUGUGAAGUGGAAGCUGCCUCACAGCCACGCUUUGAGCAAGAGCCAGAAAGUGCCCCUCUGUCACCAGCUCCCCGAGAUGGUGCCAGUGGGGAGGUACAUGGCAAGGGGUUGAAAGGUAAGGCCCAUGGUUCUCGUAAGGCCAAAAGCCAGACCUGUGCUGCAGGGGGUGCUGCUUUCAGUGAACCCUUGCAGAGGUCUCACAGGGUCCGGCUUCAGGAGCACCAGAGCGAGAAGCAAAGCGUCUUUGCACGCUGUGCCAUCAACAGCUCUGGCAGGAUUGGAGUGGCCACCAAUUGUAUGAAAUGCAUGAUCGGUUCCAAAGAAAGCCCAGAUCUAGAGUGCAAGUGGAGUGAGCAUCCUACCAGGCCUAUUGCUAAAGAUAUCCAUCACCAUGAUCAGUAUAGCAGUAUAACUGGCGAAGAGAGGGUAGAGCUAAGAACCUGGGGUGGUAAAGGUCAGCCCAGGCAGCAGUCAGAUUUCCAGUCUUGCAGCAGCCCUGGAACUGCCGAUGAUCUAACGAGGAGCACCCAGCCUUUUGUGACCCCAGGGAAGAAAAAUGUUGAAUCUAAGUGUCACGGAAUAAAGGCUCAUUCCCGGCAGCGGUGGCAGUGCCAAUCAGGUGGCAAGUAUGGAAGCACUGUCAACUUGGUUGCAGCCAGCAAUGGCUCUAUAUCCUCCAACUCCAGCAGCCUAGAGAGCCUUGGAAGCCCAGAGUUCCCCAAGCGCUGUUCUGAAACUUCUCGAAGGCAAGUGGGCACCCUCCAGAGGGAAAUGAACGCCUUGUUCGUUCAAAAAUUGGAGGAAAUUCGAAGUAAAUCCCCUAUAUUCUUUACUGAUGUCUGCCAUUUCUCAAUGCAGAGGUCAGUCACUUCUUUAUGCAGCCUAGAAACUAUCACUGAAGAGCCUGUUGUUGCCAAUGACCACCAUCAUGCCAGCCUUUUCUUCCCUCUACCCGUUGCUCCUUACAGUGAUUCUGAAGAAGGGUCUGUGUCUGAUCAUUCCACCGAAUCUCGAUCAGAAGGAAGCAGCACACCCAGCCAGCCUCAAGAACCUCUUCUCACUAGAGAUCAAAGAACAAAUCUGGCUGCAGAAGACCAAGUGCAGGUAGUCACAAGAGCCUCUGACACAGGUGUAGUAGUCCAAGAAGAUGAGAGGACGAGCGAGGCAGGGUGUCUCAAAGGAGAAAAUGGCCGGACACAGGCACUCAGUACAGCUGCAGACCAGUGUGGACUGGCAGUGCCUCCUCAGCAGGCCUGGCUGGUCGAGGCAGCAGGUAAGACUGAUGGCCAACCUGUUGAAAACUGCCAAAAGCAAAAUGAGCAGCCAGGGCAGGUGUUAACAGGCCUGAAAAGCACCGUGGAAUCCAACGGGCAAAAGCUUGGUGCAGCAGCUGUUCUACUGCAGCACAACAGUGUGGUUAACAGCAGGCAGACAGCUUUGUCCCCAGAUACUUUCCAGAAAGCCCAGGCUGCACAGGCUCUACCUGCUUCUGUUUCUCAGACGAGCUCUUACGUGUUAGUAAGGAGGUCAAAGAGUGAAGGACUGAAGAUGUCAGACUCCUCAGCCUUAAUGAAAAUUCCAAGUAGCCUGUCUCCAGCAGCAGAAGUAUACUUUGAUGCCACUGUUAAUGACCGGAUCUGGAGCAAGCUAGAUUGCAGCAGUCAUCGUGACAGCAUGUCUUCCUCUUCCAGCAUGUCCUCCAAUGACACUGUGAUAGAUCUCUCUCUGCCCAAUCUAGCUCGCAAAAGCCUCCCGGAUCUUGGCAUCCGUCACGACAGUUUUGAGCCCCUUGCCAUAAGAAGGGGUAUACGCCCACGAUCUGCCACAGCCUCCAGCAACGAGAUGCCAAUGGUGAGCAAGAGCAAAUCCAAUCCUAACCUGAGGUCGGGCCAGCUGCCAGCAGAUGAGCUGUGCCCCCGUCCCCUUGCCAGGAGCCCUCCGGAUGCCUUCUCGUCCAUUCCUAGAAGGCACACCUGGAGCAGGCUCUACAUGGAAAGCCUCAGACAGUCUUCGAACAAGUCCAAAGCACAUGAUAUGGUUGGAAAUAACCAGGCAAAAUCCAAGAGCCUUGGAGACCUUACCUCUGAUGACAUUGUGUGCACUUUCGAAAGCAAAUACCGCAGCAUCAGCAGGAGCUUCGUCACCCGCUCCAUGCGGGAGCAGCGCCGCUCCUCGGGCCUGAGGGCCUCUGCCAAGGCCCAGGACGAGCUGACGGAGCAGCUCAGGAAGCUGACAGCCUUCCAGCAGGAAAAUGACAUCACUUCCCCCAUCAGCCUGGACCCCACCGAGUCCGAGGAGGAGGGGGAGAGCCUGGGGCUCCUCCGCAGGUCUUCCUCCCGCAGCCAGAGCAGGGUGCGGUACAUCGCCAACAGGGCGAAGCAGGCGCAGGAGAGACAGCGGCGGCAGAGCCUGGGCCAGCUCGGGGGGAGCCCCAUCGAGGAGAGGGGGAACCCCGAGGGAGCCUGCAGCGUGGCAAAAGCACUUUGCACAGAUGGAGCUUCUCCUGCCGCGUUUCCCUGCCAGCCGAAGGGCCAGGCCGACGGUGGCACCGACACGGAGGUGUUCUUCAUGCUGAAGCUGUAG
Merops nubicus (carmine bee-eater) is the source of this 3987-nucleotide messenger RNA. RefSeq names its product phospholipase C, eta 2 (gene PLCH2). NCBI's taxonomy places the organism in Eukaryota, Metazoa, Chordata, Aves, Coraciiformes, Meropidae. The transcript is spliced from 12 exons. Gene Ontology annotation, biological process: phosphatidylinositol-mediated signaling; lipid metabolic process. The record is from RefSeq and is a predicted model, not a curated record. The annotation marks the transcript as partial. Gene Ontology annotation, molecular function: phosphatidylinositol-4,5-bisphosphate phospholipase C activity.